UCGCUCAGGAAGUGUUUCAGCCAAUCCCGGCCGGCCUUACACUCCGAUUUGCCGGGGCAGCCAAUCGGGGAUGAGCUUUUAUUAGGCGGCCAGAUCAUCAAGCCGAAGUGCCAAACCCUUUUUCUGUGAGAACUAGGAGCCUGUCCUCCAUGUUUUAUAAGUAUUGACAUUACACAGUGUUAACAAUGCAUCCACAGAGCUUGGCCGAAGAGGAAAUAAAAACUGAACAGGAGGUGGUAGAGGGCAUGGAUAUCUCUACUCGCUCCAAAGAUCCUGGCUCCACAGAGAGAACAGCCCAGAAAAGAAAGUUCCCCAGCCCUCCGCAUUCUUCCAAUGGCCACUCGCCACAGGACACAUCCACAAGCCCCAUUAAAAAGAAAAAGAAACCCGGCUUACUGAACAAUAACAAUAAGGAGCAGUCAGAACUAAGACAUGGUCCGUUUUACUAUAUGAAGCAGCCACUCACCACAGACCCUGUUGAUGUUGUACCGCAGGAUGGACGGAAUGAUUUCUACUGCUGGGUUUGUCACCGGGAAGGCCAAGUCCUUUGCUGUGAGCUCUGUCCCCGGGUUUAUCACGCUAAGUGUCUGAGACUGACAUCGGAACCAGAGGGGGACUGGUUUUGUCCUGAAUGUGAGAAGAUUACAGUAGCAGAAUGCAUCGAGACUCAGAGUAAGGCCAUGACAAUGCUCACCAUUGAACAGUUAUCCUACCUGCUCAAGUUUGCCAUUCAGAAAAUGAAACAGCCAGGGACAGAUGCAUUCCAGAAGCCUGUUCCAUUGGAACAGCAUCCUGACUAUGCGGAAUACAUCUUCCAUCCUAUGGACCUUUGUACAUUGGAAAAGAAUGCUAAAAAGAAAAUGUAUGGAUGCACAGAAGCUUUCCUGGCCGAUGCAAAGUGGAUUUUGCACAACUGCAUCAUUUAUAAUGGAGGAAAUCACAAAUUGACGCAGAUAGCAAAAGUAGUCAUCAAAAUCUGUGAGCAUGAGAUGAAUGAAAUUGAAGUAUGUCCAGAGUGUUACCUAGCUGCUUGCCAAAAACGAGAUAACUGGUUUUGUGAGCCUUGUAGCAAUCCACAUCCUUUGGUCUGGGCAAAACUGAAGGGGUUUCCAUUCUGGCCUGCAAAAGCUCUGCGGGAUAAAGAUGGGCAGGUUGAUGCUCGUUUCUUUGGACAACAUGACAGGGCCUGGGUUCCAAUAAAUAAUUGCUACCUCAUGUCUAAAGAAAUUCCUUUUUCUGUGAAAAAGACAAAAAGCAUCUUCAACAGUGCAAUGCAGGAGAUGGAGGUGUACGUGGAGAACAUCCGCAGGAAGUUUGGGGUUUUUAAUUACUCUCCCUUCAGGACACCCUACACACCCAACAGCCAGUACCAAAUGCUGCUCGACCCCAGCAACCCCAGCGCCGGUGCUGCCAAGAUAGACAAGCAGGAGAAGGUCAAGCUCAACUUUGACAUGACGGCGUCCCCCAAGAUCCUGAUGAGCAAGCCCAUGCUGAGUGGGGGCGCAGGCCGCAGGAUCUCCUUGUCCGAUGUGCCCCGCUCCCCCAUGAGUACAAACUCUUCUGUGCACACGGGCUCCGAUGUGGAGCAGGACGCUGAUAAGAAGGCCGCCUCGAGCCACCUCAGUGCCAGCGAGGAGUCCGUGGAUUUCCUGGACAGGAGCACAGCUUCACCAGCCUCUGCAAAGACGGGACAAGCAGGGAGUUUAUCCGGCAGCCCGAAAACUUUCUCUCCUCAAGCGUCAACACCCAUCACGACGAAAACGGACAAAACAUCCACCACUGGAAGCAUCCUGAAUCUUAACUUGGAUCGGAGCAAGGCCGAGAUGGACCUGAAGGAGCUGAGCGAGUCGGUCCAGCAGCAGACGGCGCCUGUUCCUCUCAUCUCGCCUAAGCGGCAGAUCCGCAGCAGGUUCCAGCUAAAUCUUGACAAGACCAUAGAGAGUUGCAAAGCACAAUUAGGCAUAAAUGAAAUCUCAGAAGAUGUUUACACGGCCGUAGAGCACAGCGAUUCGGAAGAUUCUGAGAAGUCUGAUAGUAGCGAUAGUGAGUAUAUCAGUGACGAUGAGCAGAAGUCCAAGAAUGAGCCAGAAGACGCCGAAGACAAAGAGGGUGGUCGGAUGGACAAAGAGCCGUCGGCUGUCAAAAAAAAGCCCAAACUGGCCAACCCUGUGGAGACUAAGGAGGAGCUGAAAAGCACAUCACCAGCCAGCGAGAAAGCUGAUCCGGGCUCGGUCAAGGAAAAGUCAAGCCCCCAGCCUGAGAAGGACUUUUCAGAAAAAGCGAAAGCCUCCCCUCAUCCCACAAAGGAUAAACUGAAGGGGAAAGAUGAGACCGAUUCCCCAACAGUACACUUGGGCCUGGACUCCGAUUCAGAAAGUGAACUUGUCAUAGAUUUAGGAGAAGACCAUUCUGGGCGGGAGGGUCGUAAAAAUAAGAAGGAACCCAAAGAAACAUCUCCCAAGCAGGAUGUUGUAGGCAAAGCUCCACCAUCCACCACAGCGGGCAGCCAGUCCCCACCUGAAACUCCGCUCCUCACCCGCUCCUCCUCCCAAACUCCCACGGCUGGUGUCACGGCCACCACCAGCACCACGUCCACCGUCGCGGCCCCGGCCGCCGCCGCCGCCACCGCCACUGCCGCCGCUGCCGCCACCACCACGGGAAGCCCGGUGAAAAAGCAGAGGCCGCUUUUACCGAAGGAGACUGCCCCGGCCGUGCAGCGGGUCGUGUGGAACUCGUCAACUGUGCAGCAGAAGGAGAUCACGCAGAGCCCAUCCACCUCUACCAUCACCCUGGUGACCAGCACUCAGUCGUCGCCCCUGGUCACCAGCUCAGGGUCCACGAGCACCCUUGCAUCCUCAGUCAGCGCCGACCUGCCCAUUGCCACCGCUUCUGCUGACGUCGCUGCGGACAUUGCCAAGUACACUAGCAAAAUGAUGGAUGCAAUAAAAGGAACGAUGACAGAGAUCUAUAAUGAUCUUUCUAAAAACACUACGGGAAGCACAAUAGCCGAGAUUCGCAGGCUGAGGAUCGAGAUAGACAAGCUGCAGUGGCUGCACCAGCAGGAGCUCUCUGAAAUGAAACACAACCUGGAGCUGACUAUGGCGGAGAUGCGGCAGAGCCUGGAGCAGGAGCGGGACCGGCUCAUUGCUGAGGUGAAGAAGCAGUUGGAGCUGGAGAAGCAGCAGGCGGUGGACGAAACCAAGAAGAAGCAGUGGUGUGCCAACUGCAAGAAGGAGGCCAUUUUCUACUGCUGUUGGAACACCAGCUAUUGUGACUACCCCUGCCAGCAGGCUCACUGGCCCGAGCACAUGAAGUCCUGUACCCAGUCAGCUACGGCUCCUCAGCAGGAAGCAGAUGCCGAGGUGAGCGCAGAAACGCUAAACAAGUCAUCACAGGGGGGCUCUUCCAGCACACAGGCAGCCCCUCCAGAAACAGCCAGCACCUCGAAAGACAAGGAGACGUCGGCAGAGAAAAGCAAGGACAGCGGGUCGACCCUCGACCUUUCUGGCUCCAGGGAGACGCCCUCCUCCAUUCUCUUAGGCUCCAACCAAGGCUCUGACCACUCCCGGAGCAGUAAGUCUAGUUGCUGGAGCAGCAGUGACGAGAAGCGAGGACCCGCACGCUCCGAGCACAACACCAGUUCCAGUUCGAAGAGUCUCCUCCCGAAAGAGUCUCGGCUGGACACCUUCUGGGACUAGGGACAAGUCACGACACAAGCCACCCACGCCGUGGAGGAAAAAAAAACCAGACACCAGGGCAAUAGGAAGCAGCAAAGAAACGUGAGACUGGAGAGCAGCCACCUUCAGACUGGAGAGCACCAGGCACGCGGACUUGGCCUUCGCCUUUGGCACAGAGGGCAGCCUACACUACAUAGCGUCCUGCAUUGGCAUCAACUGAGGACUGUUGGACCCACACGAAACCUAUGCUUUAGGUGUAAAUGAUGUACAA
Messenger RNA from Odobenus rosmarus divergens (Pacific walrus), 3948 nucleotides. It is a transcript of the gene ZMYND8, whose product is annotated as zinc finger, MYND-type containing 8. Gene Ontology annotation, molecular function: protein binding. The coding region runs from base 186 to 3698 and encodes 1170 amino acids. The transcript has 22 exons. The record is from RefSeq and is a predicted model, not a curated record. Gene Ontology annotation, biological process: regulation of DNA-templated transcription. Lineage: Eukaryota; Metazoa; Chordata; Mammalia; Carnivora; Odobenidae.